Messenger RNA from Prorocentrum cordatum, 237 nucleotides. NCBI's taxonomy places the organism in Eukaryota, Dinophyceae, Prorocentrales, Prorocentraceae. The record is from the annotation of a GenBank genome assembly.
AUGUCCGAUGCAGACGUGGAGAGGCUGAAGGGCCUCGUCAGGGGCACCUUGGAAGCCAACGGGGUGCUGGGCCAGGUGCGCGCCGAGCUGCUCGCGGAGGUCUGCCGGGCGGCCGACGGGGGCCAGCCCAAGCGCACGCCCGCCGCGGCCGCGCGGCUGCUGCAGGCCCCCGCGGGCCGGCUCCUGGCCGGUCUGGUGCGGGAGUUCCUCGAGUUCUACAGCCGCGGGGAGGCGUAA